Molecule: messenger RNA, 4991 nt
Organism: Phasianus colchicus (ring-necked pheasant)
Lineage: Eukaryota; Metazoa; Chordata; Aves; Galliformes; Phasianidae
Source: RefSeq, a predicted model, not a curated record
GUAAGAACCAGAACAGUUGCUGAGUGUGUGGCUUUCUAUUACAUUUGGAAAAAGUCAGAACGUUAUGAUUACUUUGCUCAGCAAACAAGAUUUGGAAAAAAGAGAUACAACCAUCAUCCAGGAGUUACGGAUUACAUGGAUCAUUUGGUAGAUGAAACAGAAGCCCUUGGUGGAGCAGUGCAUUCUUCAGCCUUGACAUCUAAUAAUCGAACAGAAACAAUCCCUGAUCAACAGCUAAGCAUUCUGAACUCUAUCACUGCCAAUGAGUUGACAGCAUUGACAAAUAGUGUAAAUGCAGUCUGCCACACUUCAGAUGUGAACUGCCUGGAUGAUGCCUUUUCUCCUACGGACAGCUUAUCCCGAGCAGCAGUUAAUCAUGUGCCUGUUGGAACAGAAGAAUUGCUCAACUUGCCUAGCAGUGGUGAAAGUGAUUGUUUUAAUUUAUUUGAAACUGGCUUUUAUCAUUCAGAGCUAAACCCAAUGAAUAUGUGCAGUGAGGAGACGGAAAGAUCUGCAAAGAGACUGAAAAUGGGAAUUGCUGUCCCAGAAUCUUUCAUGAAUGAUGUCUCUGUAAAUAACCUUGGUGUGGACUUUGAGAACCACGCACAUCAUAUUACAACUGCCAAAAUGGCUGUUUCAGUGGCUGACUUCAGCAGUCUAUCUACAAAUGAUGCAAAUGGUUUUAUCAACACCCACGCUCUACACCAACAUACUGCCCUUCAGUCAGAAUGACUGUUGAAAAUGAAACAGUGGGUACUUCAUGCAGUAGUAGUAAACUUGAGAGCUAUCAGGUUUGCUUAGUCUUUCACUGGAAAUAUGAAUUUUGUGACAUCAGUGAUGUCUUUGUAUGUAUAAAACUAUAUCUUGAUUUUUAUCAAGAGUAAUUUCUUUUUUUCAGUCCAUAAAUAAGGAAGUGUCAUACAACAUUUGGCAGAGUUUGAGACUAAAACAAUUCUGUGGUGCAGUUUGAAGUUCUGUUCCAAUUUUUUUAAAGCCUGUAGACAGAAGCCACUGUUUUAAAAACAGCACAGAAGUUCUGAACUGGUUGAAGUGGCUUUUUAGUAUAAGUUACUUUUGCUGUGAUGAAUGCAGUGGAAUAACAGUGUUUACAGGUACUAAUCUUGACCCCUGCACAACGUAGCAUUUUUUUCUUAUAAAGGCAGGGAUUGCUUGCUUUAAACUGCACAAACACACAAGGAUGAUUCUUAAAUGAAACCUUUCUCUCAUGCGAUACUGAACUAGAGCGCUUCAAUUUACAAAACAGCAACUUCAUCUUGGUGGAAACUAACACAAGGGACUUAACAUGAGUAAAGUACAAAGAUGUAUGCUUGGAUGCUGUUACAAAAUUAUAGACCAUGACUACCUUAUACAAGUAAUGAUACUGCUAGGGGUGUCUGUGUACUUAAAACUUACUGGCUGUAGGGGAACUGUUAGGUCAGGGCUUGAACUGGUGAUUGAGCACCUGGUGAAGAGGUGUGGCUGGCCUAGGGAGCACAGGCAAAUUGUUUGCAUCUGUGCUCCCCAUGUGACUAGAAAAGGUGGACCUAGGGUGGAGCUACUCUUGGCUUAUAUAAGGGCCAGCAUCUCUUAGGCUUAGGUUGCUUUUUGCAAGGGGGUGCUGUAUGGUUAGGGGUUUAUUUUUCCUAUUGGGUGUGUUCUGGUAUUGUUUUUGUAUGUUGUUAUUGGUUUGUUUGUGAAUACUUUGCCUGGUAUUGCUAAGAACUUGUUAGAAGCAAUUUCACUUCUUUAUGAGCAGAAUGCUGGCUUAAACUGAGUCAUUUCAGGGUGUUGUAUUUUUCUGGGUUUUGUCUACAGCUUUAAAGAGUAAUGUAACUGUAAUGUAACUUUCCAAAGACAGCUGAUGUGUAAAGCUACAGUCUGCACAGUUAAGGAUUUACCACUAAACAGUCUAUGAUUUGGAAGGCAUCUUAAAUUGUUAGGAGCGCUGCAGUUGAAAGCAUCAUGGUUUUGGGAGUCUAUCUAGUUUAUAUCAAAAUAAUAGAACCUUGCAGUAUGUAUCUAAAACCUUCUACUUGGUGUGGAUUGUGUUUAUUUGUUUUGGCAAAGUCAUUGGCUGAAAAAUGGCACUUUGCUACGUUGGUGAAAUAGGAAAAGAUCAAGUAGAAAUGCUUCUUAUAAGCUAACUAUUUCAGUAAAUUUUUAUUUUGAACACUGAGUGCAAGUUAGCUAUCCAGAAAGCUUAUCUUGCAAAUGCUUGUUCUAAUUCUUGUGCGAGAGCUGAACCAAACAUGGUAUUGGCUUGUAACAUGUUCUAGCAUACAACUUAAAAGUUAUUUAACUGAUAAUCUGAACCUUAUUUCAGUAAAAUUACUGCUUUUUCUUCAUAAUGUUUUUUUUUGCACUGCUUGUGUUAUAUGUUUAAUUGCCACUAAUUUGUUUUUAUUAUUCAAGUGAUUAAAUUUGCUUCGCUAAUAUUUGUAUAAUUACUUCAAGGUCUUGUUGAGUAAUUAGGAAGUAGUGACAUAAUAUUAGAAGGGAAAGAGGAUAUUUAUUAUGCAUACUAUGAACUGCAUUGAUAUUGAGUUUUAGAUGGAGAAUAUAGAAUUUUCUUUACAGCAUUGUAAUGAAGAUUUUAAGUGUUUAUGCAGUAGUGCAUUACCAUAUUAAAACUGAAUUAGUUUUGCACAGUGGACAAAAGUAGAGAAUUUCAUUAUCAGUUCUUAGCUUAUGCAUCUGAAAUAAGUAACUAAUAUUUACACAGUAAAUAAUGGGUAGCCUUGGCCCUCUGUUGUAGUCUGAUAUUAUUUAGUCAAGUUGUCAGCUUCUCAUUGCUGUUUUGUGCUGAACUUUGUACCUUGUUUCUUCUGUUUAUGAAUCAACUCGUUUUAUGUAACUUUGUAAGAAAUACUAGCCAUAAUCCUUCAUUGUUAUACGUUCAAAUUUCACUAUGAACUUACAGUGAGUGGCUGGUAUGUAUAAAAGAAAAAAUCAUCAUACAAAGAUGACUUAUACCAGUUGUGCUUACCUGAAUGUGCCCAUUCUCAUUAGCUGAUGCAGUAACAUAUUAAGUUCACCUAUGCAGUGCUGGGAUUUUAAUGUAGACGGAGACUUGUCCAAGGUUUGGGUUGUCAGCAAGUUUGAAUGAACUCUUUAGUUAUUAAAUAAAGACUUUUGACUAAAACUCAGGAAAUUAUAUGAGAGGAAAAAAGAGUUCUGGCUAGUCGAAUAGGUUUUAAAUGAUGAUCCUGUUGGAUAGCUAGCUGGUAUUGUUUACUUCUAAUUCCUUGUGGAAAAUGAGGCAAUAACUUGCAAGAUCUUGUAAAUGUGUAAAUUUUUCAUAUCUUUAUAGUUAUCUAUUUCACUGCUUACUGACUAGUUUUAUGUGUAUAACACUUCUGUGCGUGCUUGAUGUCUUGGUUUCAGUUGAUACAGUGUUAAUAGCACACUGAUGUCUUGGUUGUUGCUGAAUGAUGGGAGCCCACCCAGGGCUGUGCCAGGCUGCUUGGUGGGGAAGAGCCACUGCCUUUAUGGCAUGGCAGCAGGGCAGAGAUAGAACAACUGUCAUGAAUUAGACAAGGGGUUAUUCUAUACCAUGUGACAUCAUGCAGAAGGUUAUAAAGCUGUAGAGAGUUGACCUGGGGAUGGGCUGCUGCUUGUGGAUUAUCUGGGCCAUCAGUUAUUGAGCAGUGAGACAUUGUGCUAGUGGGGUGUUGAUCAGCAAACAGUUGUAUUGUUAGCUGGGUGUCGAUUGGCAGGUGGCAAGUAAUUGCACUGGGGAUAUGUUAUUGCAUCUUUGUUUCUCUUUUUCUUGAGGGUGGAGGGGGAGGGUGAGUGAACAGCUGUGUAGUGCUUAGUUACUUGCAGGGUUAAACCACAACAGUCCUUUUGGCCCCCAGUGUAGGGCUCAAAGGAUUGAGAUAACACACUGAUCAGAUUUGAUGUUAGAAUAGGAUUGUUUAUAAGUGUUACAGUAGUUCUACAAUUGCAGGUUGCAAUGUUAUUUUUCCUGUUUUUGGAGAUCUUCCAGAGUCUUUUCAUGGAACUGUAUUAUUAACAAUAUACUUGCUAUAUAUGAUCCCUGUUGUGCUGUUUACCAUUUCUGGGAGCUAGGUUAAGGCUAUCAUUUUUCUGUACGACAUUACACUGGUUGGGAAACUAAUGUGUUAUUUAGAUUUGAUAUUGUAGUUAUUGUCCUACUUUGAGAACAACAUCUUGGAAACUAUUAAUAAUGGCACUGUUUAGUUUGUAUCCUUGGGGAGAUGAGUGGGAGUGUUCAAACCAGCAUGUUCUUAUUGCUAUGUCUCCUGAAUUUGUUUUAGGUUUUAUUUAAGGUUAAGCAAAAACUUUCAAAUACCACUGGGGAUCUGCCCUGAGGCUGGAUAGCUGUGAGUAGAAGGGAGUGUGGAAUGGUCUGGGGCAGGUACCUAGAACAGUGAGAACCCCACAGUCUUUUGGAACUUCUCUCCCAAGCAACUGUGGGAUCCAAGAAAACUAUAGUAAAAUAUUUGGAAAAGGUAUGCCGUUGCCAUUACAAUCCUAGAGAGACAAACCGCUGCAACCUGUUGGAGACUGGCCCGUGCCUACUGAGCCCUGUUAAACACUACUCAGCACCCUGAAGGGGAAAGUGAUCUCCGGAUUUGAUGGACAAUGCAACAGCCCCUGUGGUUGCUCCAACCCCUGCAACAGGCCUUGUAGUUUAGAGAACCAGCCUGUGCCAGUAUCAGUUGUCCUUAUACGUAAGACAAAAUAGUGGCUGAGUCAGCUUGCUUAGUAAGGGAAGAAACUUCUACUAACGCAAGGAUGGAAGAGGAUGAGGAUGAAGCAGGGCCAUCAAAAGGACAGGAGGAGGAAGAGUCAGAACUAAUGGAGGCAAUGGGUGAGCUGUGAGACAUGCAAAAUGACUUCAGUUGUCAUCUGGGUAAGCAUAGUCACCUGUCUACUCUGAUGCUGGGAUAAUGGGGCCAGCAGGCUGGAUUUAGUGAGCAGCAGGGCCAGGAAGCUGGAAUUCCUUUCUGUGGAAGGGGGCAUUG